Molecule: messenger RNA, 1496 nt
Organism: Phalaenopsis equestris
Lineage: Eukaryota; Viridiplantae; Streptophyta; Magnoliopsida; Asparagales; Orchidaceae
Product: protein MAO HUZI 4, chloroplastic-like
Exons: 7
Coding region: 788-1246 (152 amino acids)
Source: RefSeq, a predicted model, not a curated record
CGAAAAAUUCCCAAAGCGGAGUACAAAACAAGGAAGUUGCGGGACGUCGGUGCCUUCCAUCUGAUGACGAUAAGCGUCUUCCACCUGGUUUUAGUAAUGCGUGAAAGUUUCUUUUUAGAAACCCUAAUCCACGCUCCAAUUUCUCUCUCUCUCUUUCUCGCUCUACGUCAUCUUGAAGGCAGGCUAUAAAUAAGCAGUUUUAAAUAGAUGGAGAAGGUGGGAUUACCGCCGCCAUUGAUCCUUUGCUAUCUGUUCUUCUUCUCGGUUCUCUCCAAACUUGUCUUCUCUGGUGGUUCGAUAUGUGUUCACAGGUGAUCUCCCCGCACACCCCUGACUCUGUGUGCGUGUGUGUGUGUUUUGACUUGACUUUUGUUCGGUUGGGAUGGAUGUGUAUGCACAAUCUUGAAAAUUUGGUGUUACGGAAAUUAAGGUUGCGUUUUCGCUCAAUUCCAUUAUGCAGUGUAGUUUGGCAUGGGCAGGGCAUCGAUCUUUCUUUCCUGGGAGAAGGAUGAACACUGAAAUUCCUUUCAGGAGGAUUGAUUAUAAUACUGGAAAGAAGUGGAGUUCAGAGGGGUUUUUUUGAAGAUUCACGGGCUGUGCAACUACCACAGGUUCAAAGGACGAUCGGCAAUCCUAAAGUCUCCUUUGUGUCUGCUUCUUGUCCUUGCAAUGAUUUGCUACUUAUUAUUCGUCUUACAGAAGUAGCAUUGUUGUUUCGUCACAAUCAAGGGGAUGAUCUAUUAUUUCUCGGAGCCAUUCUUUUCCUGCCAUUACUUGGAUUUUAGGCAUGAUGACAAGUUCGCAAAUUGCAAGCACUGCUUUCACUUUGGGAACAGUUGCUGUACUUCCUUUCUACACGCUUAUGGUUUUUGUACCUAAAUCUACUCUGGCUAAGAGAGUUAUGGAGAGCAAUAUUCCCUUUGCGUCACUUGCCAUACUAUACGGAUGCCUUGUAUAUCUCUCAUGGACUCCUUCAACAUUAACUUUGCUUUUUGCUAGUAAAUACUGGCUUCCUGAGUUACCUGGAAUAUCAAAGAUGUUUGCUAGUGAGAUGACUUUGGCUUCUGCAUGGAUUCACUUUCUUGUUGUAGAUCUUUAUGCUGCCAGGCAGGUAUUUGUUGAUGGAUUGAAGAACAAAGUGGAGACUCGGCAUUUAGUAAUCUUAUGUCUUCUAUCCUGUCCUUUUGGAAUUGUAACCCAUCUCAUCACUAAGGAAAUGAUGAAGAUUGCUAAAGGACCCCGCUGAAAAAUUUUCAAGAUUAUUUUGCAAUUCUUCGAGGGACUUUUCCGUCGUUUUCAACAUGGUUGUGUGAUGAUGGCAAUGCUUGUAAUUUGUGGAAGCUCUCGUCUAAUUUGAAUUUAAUCUGCAUUUCUUUUGUUCAACUAUAACUUUAUUGGUACAAGAAUAAAAUAUGCUUUUGACAUCUAUUUCGUUUAAAUGCAUGUAAAAGACGCGCUCAUCGUGAGUAAUCUAAUCACCUUCAAUAAACACUUCU